UGAGAGUCAGCCCAGGCAGGCGAAUCGCCGCUCUGGUCCCUCCCGGGAUGGCCAGAGCCUCUGCGAGCCACCGAGCAGCGCCGAGAUGCUGCUCCUGUCCGUGCAGGCACUGCUCGGGCUCCUCCUGCUGCUCCCAGGUUCUACAGCUUCCACAAACUCCUCCAGCCCCACUGGAACAGGUCAAUCCCAACCUACAGUACCCACCCCUGCAGCAAAGAACCACAGCUCAGAACCAUCAGUAAAAUCAACACCACCGACCAACCUAAGCCUCACCUCUGUGGGUCAAACUACUACAGCCAAACCCUCCUCCACCAUUACAACAACCCUGACAGCAACCACCGAGCAAGAUGAGAAGUCUGGUGGAAACAGAAGCACAGCAGCUCCUUCUCCAACUUCUCCAACAAGUCAAGGUCAGGAUCCCAUGAGGAAUGAGAGCACCACAACAGCAGCAACUCAAGGUGCUUCCUCUUCACAGAGAGGCACCUCAGUACACAUCACCCCAGCACCCAACUCCUCCAGCCAACUGCCCGAGCCCACCCCGACAGACGAGAAAUCACCGCUGACAGUGGCAGCUUUUGGUGUCAUCAGCUUUGUUGUUAUCCUGAUAGUGGUGGUCAUCAUCCUGGUCAGUGUGGUCAGCCUGAGGUUCAAGUGCAACCACUCCAAGGAUUCAGAAGACAAACAGAAACCAGGAACCUCAAUGGUAUCAGAGAGCUGCUCGGCAGACAUGAGCCAGAAGGGGAACAGCAUCACUCUGAUCUCCAUGAAGAACAUCAACACCAACAACAGCAUGAGCUACCCCCCAUCAGAAAAGGUGCUAUGAAGCCAAGAGCCCAGAGAUUGAAGCUGACAUGUGACAACCAGCAGUGGCUUCCUAGGUUCUUUUUUUUUUUUCCCCCCUUCGGGGAAAGAGCAAGGGUGGACUUUAUAUAUAAAUUAUUAUGUCCUUUCUGAUCAGUACAUUUGCAGUAGUGUCCUACAUAGCUUCCCCACCUGGGGCCUGAGGGCUUUCUCCAGUUACAGCCUGCCACGCUCGGUGGUUGAUAUCUAACUCUAUUUUUGAUAUGCCUUCAAACACUCAGAUAAUUCCAGCAGCAAGAAGCACCAAAGCACCAUCCACUCCGCUAAUAAACCUCUGCCUUAGAUUAAUGGCCUUUAUAGUCUGUGCCAGGCAGUCACAGGCUCGUUAAUCAGCAUAGCCCCACGUCGAGCCAGACCCGCAAGCUGGGAAAGCCUGAUCCGAAGCUGAAGGCCUGAUGGGACUUAAAUGCCCAAGUUCUAGGUCAAAUCCCAGCACGACUGCUCCAAGCCCCUUAUCCCUGGUGCUCUCAUUGUCCCCACAGCAGUGGGAUGGUCACAUCCACCUACCUCACAGGGUUGUUGUGAGGCCUUGUUAAUCUCUGUCUGUAAAGUGCAUGGAGAACCGUGAAUUAAAGGUGCUGCUGAAAUGCAAAUCGCCA
Molecule: messenger RNA, 1460 nt
Organism: Poecile atricapillus (Black-capped chickadee)
Lineage: Eukaryota; Metazoa; Chordata; Aves; Passeriformes; Paridae
Gene: ECSCR
Product: endothelial cell surface expressed chemotaxis and apoptosis regulator
Exons: 11
Coding region: 86-823 (245 amino acids)
Biological process (GO): positive regulation of proteasomal protein catabolic process; positive regulation of endothelial cell apoptotic process; negative regulation of angiogenesis
Cellular component (GO): cytosol; plasma membrane
Source: RefSeq, a predicted model, not a curated record